AUGAUGAUUUUAACCUCAAUCAAUAAUACUCUAUCUAUAUGGAAUAAUAACGAAAUCAAUCAAGAUCAUAUCAGAAAACAACUUCAUCGGACAAACAUUACCAUUCAUUGCAUUAUCCUCAACUCUUCAAAAAAGGUUAAAGAAGUUCCAAAGGUUUCAUAUGCUAGUUCUCUUAUGGUAACUAUUAAGUUAAUAUUUUAA
Dictyostelium purpureum is the source of this 201-nucleotide messenger RNA. RefSeq lists its product as uncharacterized. The record is from RefSeq and is a predicted model, not a curated record. The transcript has a single exon. The coding region runs from base 1 to 201 and encodes 66 amino acids. Lineage: Eukaryota; Evosea; Eumycetozoa; Dictyosteliales; Dictyosteliaceae.